Messenger RNA from Adineta steineri, 342 nucleotides. NCBI's taxonomy places the organism in Eukaryota, Metazoa, Rotifera, Eurotatoria, Adinetida, Adinetidae. The record is from the annotation of a GenBank genome assembly.
AUGUUAUCGUCGAUUAUACAUCAUUCACUUAAAUAUUUUAUUCUAUUAGAUUCUUUUGGUAUAUUAUCUUUUAAUCAUAUUGAUACUUUACUUCAAUAUAUACCAAAUGUUGAAAGAAUACGACUAAAUUUUAAAUGUGAUGUUCCAUUUAUUCGUCUUGCUCAAAUGAUUUCGAAUCGUUUAUCUUCUUUAUAUGAAUUUAAUUGUUAUAUUGAUAUUUUAUCUGAAGAUGAUGAUGAUGAUAUAAUCAAUCUUGAAAUUAUAAGACAAAUUCAUCCAUGUUUUCAUCAUAUUCAAUGUAAUAUAGAUGAUUUUGGAUGCCGAACAUAUAUAACAAAUUAA